CAGGAACUGAUUUGAAGUUUUGUACAGGCCAGUAGGUGGGGAAGAAACGCAUCUGACUUUACGACUGCGAGAACUGCUUGCUUCUUUACCUACCACCGUGGCGUUUGAUACAUAAAGCUGCGGUUUCAUUACUGGAGAUCUUUACCCCAUCAACGAUAGAUUUGUUAUUUUAACCUCUCACGAACGCAAGCAUGGCGAAGAAGAAGGGCGGAAAGAACAAUAAACAGCCGGUUAAGACGGUCACCCCGCAAGAUUCUGACUCUGAAGUUGAAAUUGCUUUUGGUGCCGCCGAACCUGAAGCUGUCGCCAGCCCAGAGGAGACGUUCAACGUUGAUGAAGAAGGGAACGAUCUUGGUGGGCUCAUGGCCACUUUAAUGGCGAAUAAAGGAAAAAAGGGGAAGAAAAGCAAGAAGAAUCGGUUUGAGGACGAGGAAGACGCCGCUGCCAUUCUUGCACAGCUGGAUCAGGAGGAUGCGGCACAACAGGAAGAGCCAGCCAACAGUGUCAGCAAGCCCAAUAAGAAAGCUGGAAAGAAGGGAAAGAAAGGGAAGGGCGACGACUUUGAUGCGGAGAUGGCCAAACUCGCAAGCGAGAUUGAUGGUGGCGGUAGUGUAGAUGCGGAAGAAAAACCAGAAGGUCCGGUUGCUCCCGUUAAGGGAAAGAAGGGUAAAUCUGGCAAAGAAGCGGCACGGGAUGAUUUCGACGCGGAGAUGGACCAAAUAGCCGCAGAAACGGAGCAGACCGAAACGUCACCUGUAGCCAAACCCAAGGGCAAAGCACCCAAAGCUCAAGACGCCGAAGAGGAGGAAACAGGAGAAAUUCGGAUAAAAUCGAAAAAGGAGAAGGAGCGAGAGCGAAAAGAACGUCUGAAGUUGGCGAAAAAGCAGCAACAACCGAAGGGAGCUGGCAAGGUGUCACCAUCGCCUGUAGCUACACCGGAGCCUGAACCGGAGCCGAUUGAAGAUGAGAAACCCGAUAAGAAAAAGAAGGGUGCAGCAAAGAAGAAGGGGCCAAGUGUGCUGGCUGCACUAAGAGAGCAACUUGCUGCACAGAAAGCUGCCGAGGAAGAGCUAAAACGACAACAGGAGGAGGAGGAGCGAAGAUUAGCCGAAGAGCAACAGAGAAUAGAGGAAGAGGAGAAACGGAAGGAGGAGGCCAAACAGCGAAAGAAGGAGAAAGAGAGGUUAAAAAAAGAAGAACUCAAAAAACAAGGAAAGUAUUUGACACCGGCUCAGAAGGCGGCGCAAGCUCAGCAAAAGGCGCGCCUUGAAGCUAUGAUUGCAGCCGGGAUGAAGGUGGAGGCUUUGGACACGGAAAAUGUGGAAGCCGAUAAGAAGCCGAAACGCGUUGUAUAUACAAACCGUAAGAAGAAGCAGCCUACCAAGGCCGAGCAACCUGUGAAGGUCGAAGCUCCCAAACCAGAAGAACCAGAAAAGGAAAACAAAAAGGAAGAGGGAAAACGUGAACAGCAGCGUAUCGAGAAAAAGGCUGAAGAGGAUGCUGCCGCGGUUGCCGCUGCUGAGGAGGCAGCGCGUGUUCUGGCUGUGAUGCAGAGCACAAUGAAGGAGGGUAUAAAGGAGAGCUGGGACGAUGAGAGCGACGGUGACGUGAAGGAUUCCUGGGAUCAAAGUUCCGACGAGGAGACUGUAAAAGACAGCUGGGAUCAGGAAAGCGAUGAGGAAGACAAAAAGGUGGCGGCCAAACCUGCAAAGGCGCCGGUUACUAAAACUAGUGAAGUGGUCAAGAAAGUGGUUGAGGUGAAGAAACCUGCAAAUGGAAAGGCACCUGUCGCCGCGAAGAAUGCAAAGGUUCAAGAGAAGAAGGUAGACGAUGACUCAGAUGAAUCGGAAGAAGAAUCAGAAGAGGAAUCGUCUGAGGAAGAAAGCAGCGAAGACGAAUCGUCUGACGAAGAUGAUUCCGACGAAGAGUUGACCGCAACUCAGAAGCAGGCUUUGAAGAGGAAAGAGGAAGCGGCUGCUCGCCGACAAGCACGACACGAGCAGGCAUUGGCCGAGCGAUCAGCAGAAAAUCUUCGAUCACCUAUUUGUUGUAUUUUGGGUCACGUCGACACAGGAAAGACCAAGCUUCUUGACAAGAUCCGACAAACAAAUGUGCAAGAGGGAGAAGCAGGUGGUAUCACACAACAAAUAGGUGCCACAUAUUUCCCUAUGGAUGCCAUCAAGGAAAAAACCGCCCUCCUUCACAAAGACCAGCAGCCCGACUACAAACUCCCCGGUCUCCUUAUCAUUGAUACCCCAGGUCACGAAUCCUUUACCAACCUCCGAUCGCGUGGGUCUUCCCUCUGUAACAUUGCUAUCCUCGUCGUUGACAUUGUUCACGGUCUGGAACCUCAAACGCUUGAAUCCCUUGGUCUUCUUCGGCAACGUAAAACACCUUUCAUUGUCGCACUUAAUAAGAUUGAUCGUAUGUAUGAUUGGAAGGCGAUGCCGAACCAUCCUACGCGGGACACACUGGCACAACAGAAGCCACAUGUGCUGAAGGAGUUCCAGGAGCGGGUGAACAAGGUUAUUGUUGAGUUUGCCGAGCAGGGACUGAACGCAUGCCUAUACUGGGAAAACCCAAACUAUGCAAAGAACGUCUCGCUUGUCCCGACAUCUGCCAUCACAGGCGAAGGUAUUCCAGAUCUGUUGCAUCUACUGGUUGAUUUGACACAGACGCGUAUGACGGAACGGUUAAUGUACCUGUCCGAGUUGGAAUGUACGGUUUUGGAAGUCAAGGUUAUUGAAGGACUGGGUACAACAAUUGAUGUUGUCUUGUCGAAUGGUGUCUUGAAUGAAGGUGAUCGGAUAGUGGUCUGUGGUCUAAAUGGACCCAUUGUAACCACUAUCAGAGCCCUAUUGACACCACAACCGAUGAGAGAGCUACGCGUCAAGUCAGCGUAUGUGCACCACAAGAGCGUCAAGGCGUCUCUAGGUAUCAAAAUUUCAGCUCCGGAUUUGGAAAAGGCCAUUGCUGGGUCACGACUAAUGGUUCUUGGACCCGAUGAUGAUGAGGAUGACAUCAAGGAAGUUGUUAUGGAAGACUUGACAUCUCUUCUCUCUUCCAUCGACAAGUCCGGAAAAGGAGUCUGUGUUCAAGCAUCCACCCUCGGUUCCCUUGAAGCACUUCUCACAUUCCUCAAAUCCUGCAACAUCCCCGUCUCUGGCAUCAACAUUGGCCCUGUGCAUAAAAAAGACAUCAUUCGUGCUUCCGUCAUGUUGGAGCGGGCCCCCGAAUAUGCUCAAUUGUUGGCAUUCGAUGUACCCAUCGACAAGGACGCUGAGCAAAUGGCAGAAGAAAUGGGGGUGAAGAUCUUCACUGCCGAGAUUAUCUACCAUCUCUUUGACCAGUUUACAGCCUACAUGAAGAAUAUGGAGGAGAAGAAGCGGGCAGAUGCGGCUCCCAAGGCUGUGUUCCCUUGCGCGUUGAGAAUUGUACCUGGAGCGGUGUUUAACAAGAGAAAUCCAAUUGUUUUGGGUGUGGAUGUGAUUGAUGGCAAUCUGAAAAUCGGGACUCCAUUAUGUGUCGUAAAUGAAGAGACAAAGGGCGUAAUCAGUCUUGGUCGGGUGACGAGUAUUGAGCUCAACCAUAAGGUACAGCAGGAGGCCAAGAAAGGUGGCCCCUCUGUUGCCAUAAAGAUUGAAUCACCAGAAUACGAAACACCAAAACUGUUUGGAAGACAUUUCACAGAGCGGAAUGAAAUUUAUUCGCAUAUUACACGAGCUUCCAUUGAUAUUCUAAAGACAACAUUCCGGAACGAUUUGAGUAAAGAUGACUGGCAGUUGGUAAUCCGGUUGAAAAAGGCGCUCAAAAUUGACUAAAUGGUCACUUUUUGGUGCGAUUGGGAAACGUUCAUCCCAUGUAUAGGAGUGUGUGUUCUGGGGACAGGGGUGGGAAAGUAUGAAGCAUUAUUAUUUGAGGUUUUUUGAAUAUAGACUCGCAUCAGGUCAUUUUUAACAGCUAUAUAGACUUGGUUGAUAAAAGGUUUUUGUCUUUUGUUCUGGUCUACCAUGUAUCUUACACAAUAUCCUCAUCGCGCACGCAGAUCUGCCCCUCA
Molecule: messenger RNA, 4057 nt
Organism: Spizellomyces punctatus DAOM BR117
Lineage: Eukaryota; Fungi; Chytridiomycota; Chytridiomycetes; Spizellomycetales; Spizellomycetaceae
Product: translation initiation factor aIF-2
Exons: 5
Coding region: 192-3821 (1209 amino acids)
Molecular function (GO): GTP binding; GTPase activity; translation initiation factor activity
Source: RefSeq, a predicted model, not a curated record